Molecule: messenger RNA, 1467 nt
Organism: Penicillium crustosum
Lineage: Eukaryota; Fungi; Ascomycota; Eurotiomycetes; Eurotiales; Aspergillaceae
Exons: 4
Coding region: 1-1467 (488 amino acids)
Biological process (GO): potassium ion import across plasma membrane; intracellular potassium ion homeostasis
Cellular component (GO): plasma membrane
Molecular function (GO): high-affinity potassium ion transmembrane transporter activity
Source: RefSeq, a predicted model, not a curated record
AUGAAGACGAUGAUGGUAUGUCCUGAUAAGGCGGCGCCUAAACGUAACUUCAAGUUAAUCGCUUCGCUAACUUGGUUCAUGAAAGGACAAACCGAGAAAGUCCUUCGUCGUCUACCGACUACUAGAAGCAUGCCGUCUCGCACUCACACCCUUGAGAGAGUAGUAGCCUCCGUGUUUGUUUUGGGAGGCUCUUCUAGCUCUGACCGGGGGAUGCCAACAGCAAAACAGAAGGACAUAAAUCAGCUCGAUUUGCCGAACAUAUCCUCACAAGCUACAAUAGGCCGGAACUCUCAGUUCCAUAACCUGUCUGCCAAAGAUCGGGAAACACUCGGCGGUAUCGAGUAUCGAAGCUUGAAAUUCCUGUUAAAAAUUGUCGUUGGAUAUUUCUUUAGUCUGCAUUUCUUCGGUGCAAUCUGCCUUGUGGGGUGGAUUCUGCACGCGGAUCCGAAAUACCGUGACUACCUUGCAGAAUGUGGCCAAGGAAAUGUUUGGUGGGGCUUUUACUCCGCGCAGUCGAUGAUUAACAAUCUUGGCUUUACUCUAACGCCAGAUUCGAUGAUUUCGUUUCAAGAUGCGACCUUCCCAAUGAUCCUUAUGAGUUUCCUUGCAUUUGCUGGCAACACUUGUUAUCCGUGCCUUCUUCGACUUAUUAUCUGGGUUUUCUACAAACUUUGCCCGGCUAAAUCAUCGCUUAAAGAUCCACUCAGAUUCCUGCUCGAUCAUCCGCGACGGUGUUAUACGCUGCUUUUCCCAAGCAGGCCGACGUGGAUUCUCUUCGGAAUCUUGUUCCUUAUGAACUUGAUCGAUGUUCUUCUCAUUAUUGUACUGGACUUGAACAAUCCCGCUGUGAAUAAUCUCGCGCCUGGUCCUCGAGUUCUCGCUGCUAUUUUCCAAGCCGCAUCGGCCCGUCAUACGGGUACAUCGACUUUCAACUUGGCGGAUGUGAACCCAGCCGUCCAAUUCAGCUUGGUGGUCAUGAUGUAUAUUGCAAUUUUCCCAAUUGCUAUUAGCAUCAGAGCCUCCAAUGUUUAUGAAGAAAGGUCGCUGGGUGUAUAUUCCACUAAUGGUAACAUAGACGAGCAUAACAGCCGAUCUUACAUUACCAAACAUAUUCAGAACCAACUGACCUUUGACUUGUGGUACAUUUUCUUCGGCAGCUUUUGCAUCUGCGUCUCCGAGGCCGGUAAGAUUGCAGACACGUCAAUUCCAGCCUUUUCUGUAUUUUCAGUGUUAUUCGAGGUUGUCUCAGCAUACGGCAAUGUUGGACUUAGUCUUGGGUAUCCAACUGUUUCUACCUCUCUAUCUGGAGAGUUUACGGUUUUCAGCAAGCUUGUCAUUUGUGUGAUCAUGAUCCGAGGCCGACACCGUGGGUUGCCCUACAAGCUCGACCGUGCCAUUGUUCUCCCAAGCGAACGCCUAGAAGAAGAUCACCCAGAUAGUGAUAAGGUUCAAACCAAGUUUGACUGA